AUGUCGACUAGUAGGGCUAUCGCCUCACGCCUCAGGUCCUUCAAGUCUAACGCUGGACCGAGGAUCCUGCAUACCAGUGCGCAACCUCUCGAGGUCGAUGACUUUGAACUUGGCGCCGAGGAAGAUGCGAAAGAGUAUGCAGAGCUUCAAGAGCUUGAGGCCGAAAGACAGAGGGUACGAGAAGAGAACAAGGAGCGUAAGAACAAUGGGUUGGCUCCUCUGGCCCUACCCAGGAAGCGUAAGGCUUCCCGCAGAACACCCGUAAGAAGAGUGAUUCGCCCGUUUGACGGCGACGCAAGUGAUCCCUCGGAAGACGGAACGCAUGCAGAAUGA
This is a messenger RNA of Tremella mesenterica DSM 1558, 333 nucleotides long. RefSeq lists its product as uncharacterized. The coding region runs from base 1 to 333 and encodes 110 amino acids. The transcript is spliced from 2 exons. Lineage: Eukaryota; Fungi; Basidiomycota; Tremellomycetes; Tremellales; Tremellaceae. The record is from RefSeq and is a predicted model, not a curated record.